This is a messenger RNA of Closterium sp. Yama58-4, 1398 nucleotides long. Lineage: Eukaryota; Viridiplantae; Streptophyta; Zygnematophyceae; Desmidiales; Closteriaceae. The record is from the annotation of a GenBank genome assembly.
AUGGAUGGGGACUGCGCGAGCGGGGAGCGGGAGCCAUUGACGGGAGGGGGGGACGGAGAAGAUGGAGGAACUGGGGAAGGGGAAGUGGCGGAGGCUGUGGGGGGAAGGACGCAGGAAACGGUGUUGGAUAUUGAGGUCUUGAAGGAAAACGUUAGCGUGAGUGAGAGCAGUGGGACGGGAAGAGAAGGGAGGAACGAGAUGGGCGAGACGGAGAGAAGGGAAGGACAAGAUGCUGCUGCUGUUGGUGGUGCAGAAGGGGCAGCAGACGAGGCGGGUAAAGGAGUGAGUGUGGGAGAGGCAUCAGGGACGACUGGAGCACAGCAGUCAGAAACCCCACCGAAAGCAGACCCCUCGCAAACAGCACCAACAGCUGCAGCGGGAGCAGCAGCAGCAGCAGCAGCAGCAGGAUCAGCACCAGCCGGAGCAAGAGCAGGAGCGCGAAGAACAACAGUGGAUGGCGGGCGCACGUGGGGCGGGGGCAUCCGCGCCAACACCACCCCCUACUGGCGCUUCGUGCAGAUCCUCUCCGCGGUGGGCGCGGGGGUGAUAUUCAUCCCCGCGCUCGUCUUUACAGUCAUCAUCUUCGUCCGCAGCCUCUGCCUGCAGGCCUGGUACCGCCUCUGCUACUCGGGGGCUGUCCGUAGGCGAAAUCGGCGAGUGGUAACCCCAUCGUGCCUGUCAGUGCUGCCUUCGCCGUGCAUGCGGGGGACUCUGGAUCUAGAGCAGCGAUUGGAGGUGGUCUCGUGGGAGGACGGGCGGGUGGUGACGUGGCGCAAGUCGGACGAGGCGGCGAGAGGAAGUAACGGUGCGACUGGUGCCGCUGCUGCUGCUGCUGCUGGUGCUGCUGGUGUUGCCGCUGCUGCUGCUGGAUCUGUUGGUGAUGGUGAUGGUGGUACUACUACCGGUGCGAGUGCUGGCGACGCUGGCACUUCGAGCAGCGAGGGGGGAAAAGGAGAGGUCUGUAUCGACGUGGGGGGGAGCUCGGGAGCAGAAUCCGCGGGAGCACUGGCAAGCGGCAGAGGAGGCGCGAGUGCGGGGGGAGCAGGCGGAGAGGAGGGCGGGGGGGACAACUCAGUAGCGGGGAUAGAGAUCCGCCCCGCGUCCCCCAUGGCGAGCGUGGCGGAGAACAGCUACCAGCGCGGCAUUCCCAGGAGGCUGUCGCUGAGCUUCGUGCACGCGUGGACGUUCACGUACACGCACGUGGUGAACCGCACGGCUGUUAUGAACGAGGACACGCUGCUGGAGCUCGUGAGGAGGCGGCCUAAGGGGACGCCGCUGAUUACAGUCAGCAACCACAUGUCCACGUGCGUCCGGGGGUGGGGAUGGAUGGGGUCGCAUGGGGUCGCAUGGGAUCUACUGGCACCCGCGGCUUCUCCUAGCACCCGCGGCUUCUCCUAG